CGAUUGAAAGAAAAAGAGUGGGAAGGAAAUUAUCCAGUCCUCUCACUCCUCUCAUCCUGCUGUGAAAACAAUGGGAACAUACCUUCUCUCACCUCCCAUCCCACUCUCGCACUUCCCUCACACCACCACCGCCACCGCCACCAAGACAUGGCUGCAAUUCCAUCCCUCUACAACAACUCUCAUCAAAACCUCCUCCCCAUCUUCUAAAUCUCUCACCCUUCUCUCUUCAACUUCCUCACCUUCCUCAGUUGCAGAAGAUGAUGAUUCUCUUGCUUCCCCAUCACAGCCCCCCACUCAACAGCUUCCCCUCAGUGGUUGUAAGUCCUGUGGGAGAGAGGAGGUGGAGAAGGGAUGCAAUGGGGAGGGAAGGAUUCAGGGUGGAAUUGCAACAUUUCCAGGCUUUGGUUGGUGGCCUAUAAAAGCUUACAGGCCCUGUCCUGGUUUUGUGGAAUCUGGCGGCCGCUACAGGCGACAAGGGCAAAGCUUGGAUGAGGUUGCCUUCGGAAGAGGGGGAAGAGGAGACUAACACUAAGACUAAAGAAGGUCCAAGGACAGAAGAGGUAACUGCAUCUCGGUAGAGCUUUGACGACGUAUAGUUGAUAACAAGUGUGAAGUCGUAUAGGCGAUGCCCAAUUGGAGGGUUUUAAUGUGAACCAUCUGGUAUAUAUCUACCACAUUGAAUUGAAAACUGGAUGUGUGUUAUAUUUUCCUAUACAGUUCAGAUUCUUGUAGUCAAAGAUUGAUGCCGUGGUAAGUGUCAUCGGAAAGUCCCUCUUUCCGGUGUUGUAUCUUCUAUCUUGUAUAUGAGCAACUCAAAGUUUCUGUUUCCUGACUAGAAUCAUCAGCUUAGAUACUCA
This is a messenger RNA of Pyrus x bretschneideri (Chinese white pear), 857 nucleotides long. RefSeq lists its product as uncharacterized. Lineage: Eukaryota; Viridiplantae; Streptophyta; Magnoliopsida; Rosales; Rosaceae. The transcript has 3 exons. Gene Ontology annotation, cellular component: chloroplast. The record is from RefSeq and is a predicted model, not a curated record. Bases 71 to 526 code for a protein of 151 amino acids.